Acanthaster planci (crown-of-thorns starfish) is the source of this 4064-nucleotide messenger RNA. RefSeq lists its product as uncharacterized. Lineage: Eukaryota; Metazoa; Echinodermata; Asteroidea; Valvatida; Acanthasteridae. The record is from RefSeq and is a predicted model, not a curated record.
GAUUGAGCGCAUGUUGAUGAAAUCGAUACGCGUUGGUAGCUGUUAUUUGGCACAUAAAUGUACGUAAGUUGUGCCUAAUGUUAUUAAUAACUCGAAAAGCGUUCCCAUUUUCCGCUUCCAACUUCAUCUUCACGCAUCCCCGGACUCUCUGUGUCUGAAGGAACAGAACAGUUUGGAAAGAAUUCCAAGUGUUUGAAAAACACCCAAUUCACAAACCCCUUUUCAUGCGUGCACCACAGACAAUGUGACAUGACGAAUGUCAUGACGGUCAUGCUCGACUCUGUGAAUGCGUUUGUUAUCUGACAUGUCUACUCUGAAGGUCUACUUGAAGGCUAAAUGUUUUUACAGCUAAAGUACUUUCAUGCGAUACAUCUCCAGUCAGAAUGGAUAAGCACCCAGACAUUUACACACAUCCUUUUCCAAAUCGGCACCUCAAAUGGGACCAUAAGUUGAACCUCAUUGGAGAAAAAGUGGUAGAUCCUAUGAUUCACUGCUGUGAGAAAUGUUGCCUGCCCAUUCUGAGCUACGGACGAAUGAUACCUUGCAAGCAUGUCUUCUGCUUUGAUUGUGCCAAAGCCACGGACAAGAGCUGCUUGAGAUGUGGUGACAGCGUUCAGCGAAUUGAACAAUCCCCCCUGGGUGGUAUCUUCUUGUGUACGCACGGGGGCUCCAAGCACAGCCCUGGGGGCUGCCGAAGGACUUACCUGUCUCAGCGAGACCUGCAGGCCCACAUUAAUCACCGGCACAACAGGCACCAGACGGCAGCCAGCAGCAGCAGCAGCGGUAGCAGCCAGUCGGCUGCCCCACCGCCAAGCAGCAGCAGCAACGACCAGGCCAGCCGGCACGAGCGCCCGAUAGGGGAGGACCCCCGCACGGCCCGCUACGCUGCCCAGCCUGAGCCUUACAGCACCCCCGUCAGCCAGCCCCCACACCUACAUGACCGCAUGCCCUACGAGACUGAGUCCGGGCCGGACAUCCCAGACUCACCGACUGCCCACGGGGAGUAUGGCAUGGAGCGGGUGCAGGUCAGGAAGUCCAACCUCAUCACCGUGCCCCUUCAGGAGGAGAAAACAUAUACUGGACAUGAGCCUGGCCCCCCACCGCCCCAGCAGGGACACCAGGGGCACCAGCUCCCACCCCCUGCCGUGACUUACCCCGGGCAACAGCCCAUGCCCCAGCACCAGGUCCCUCCCCCGCCCCCUCCCCAGUCUCCCUUGUACCCAGUCCAAGGGGUACCGCCGCCCAUGGUCCACCCACCGCCGGCUCCCAUGCCGUACUCAGGCGUAGCAGUCCGCCCAGUCAUGACAGUCACCCCCACUGUGCACCAGGCACCCCUACCAACCCCGCCGACUGUUCCUUACUCGGCCGUUCACGUCCCCGCCCCUGCCAUCCCCCCUUCCGUGACCCUACCGGGUCCCCUGCCCAUGUACAGUACCGCAUCGCAGCCCCAUUACACCCCCUCUACCCAGGUGCAGAGCCCAUCCUUCCAGAGUCCAGGCGCUGCCCCAACGUCAGUUCAGAGCUGGGCGCCCGGGGUGUCGAUGCCUCCACAGAGCAUGGGUGCCAUGCCACCCAUCCUCCCGGGACUCUCGCCUCAACCUGCAGGAGUCAGGCCCGAUCUAGGACCCCCUCCCCCUCGAGGUCCAUUGCCUGAUGCUGUUCGCUAUAGACCACCAUACUACCAACAUCAGUAGGCCUAAUUCUUUACUGAGCGCUAUGAACACCAUAGCUCCAAUAACAUACAAUUAACCACUGCAUUUUUUUAGCAGUACACACAUAGCCUAUAAAUAUUAGAUUCCUGUGUCUCGUUUAAGGUUUAUCGAAUUCAGCUUUAGCUUGCUGUUAGGAAAAUUUGAAGAAUUCUGGCAAAAUGAGAAUGAACCGGGAAGGAGAUUUGGUGAAGAAAGCAUUUUUUUCUUUUAACUUUCAGAUUUAUUGAUUUGCAAUCUUUGAUAAGUCAACCUCACAUAUUUGAAAGAAAGAAUUUUGAAAUCACUGAUUAGAAAUAUUUCUAAGAAAAAACAAUUGGCAUAUUUCGGUAUGACCACGUAAUUUAAAGGCCAUCUUCCCAGUAUGCUACUUUUUUCAGAUAUGGUGAUAAAUACAAACUUUAAGCAGUCAUAACCUGUCAACGGAAUAUUGAAGUGCAGCAAACUAGCAUUGUAAGGAGAAUUUUAUUCUCUUUUCUGAUACCAGCAAUCCCUCAUUUCAACCUCUGCCCAGGUCUGUUUUAUUUUGCGAGAAAUCUUCAUAUUUGUCGAUUGAUAUAACUAGGGGCAGUUUUUGCUUUGAACCUCCUUGAACCUGGUCAAAGCCAAUGCUGUGCAUCAAACCAGUGACACGUUGUCUUGUGCUUGGACAACCUCGUGAAGUAUUAGAGAAAGGAAGGGGUGAACAGUCUUGUGUCAGUGAAAAUACUGCAGUACCUAGAAGUUAAUUCGAACAUUAACUUUAUUGUUAGUACAGAUGUUCCCUGAUUGUUUGAGCAGGUGCACAUUAAUGGUGCUGCUACCGUGACUUGAUUUGCAAUGCCCAGUUGAGAAGUCCACAAACGAGUCCGUUUGGUGUUUCAAAGGGUAAGGUCAUUCCAGAGCAAAGCACACCUGCGACUCAUUCUGUGGCCUGCCCCACUGAUAGAGUUGGCCUGCUGUUCCAAAAUGGCCUUGGACUUGCACCGUUGUGGGUAUGCACCGUUGGAAUACUGACCUGGCUCAUUUUAGACAUUUUUUGACAUCUUUAAGUUCACUCAGUACAAGUUCCAAGAACUGAACGUCAACAAUAUCCCUAGGCUCACAAAGGAACAAUGAGACCAAUGGAUACUUUAUGAACUUUUUAAUUGUGCCGUACUACUGCAGAUUCAAGAUGCAACAUCUGAAAGAUGGUGAUAUUUGAUAGCACUCGAAGUGCUCCCAAUGAAUUUUACUUUCAAUACACCUGCCCUUCCUAAAAUACAGGGAUGUGAGCGUGUGCUACGUGCUUAAAAUAAUUCCUUGCUAUCUGCAGGAAAUGUACAACAUGCAUGCACCUGACAGAAUCCAGGGUUGUUUUUUGUAGCCAUUUUAAAGGAAAACCUGUACAUGCAGUUGUACAAGCAUUUUUGAAAACUUAAUUCUAGUGUACAUGUACUUGUGUAACUUAUACCUAGCCUAUACACUGCUACUACUGUGACAAACUUAAAUAGUUUGAUUUUUUUAAAAGCUCGGCACGGCAACAGCACUGCAUUUACCGAGAUUUUAGCUUGGUAAAUUGUAUUCGGUGUGGCAAGCCCUUCAGCUGGAUAGGAUGUGCUGCACUGUCUGUGUUCUGAAUGGUAGUGGCACAACACCGCUCUGUUGAGUUCGGCAUGUAGCGUAACUGCCAUGCUGUUGCUGUGCUAUUGCCGGACUCGUGAAAGUUCGGCACGGCAAUAGCACGGCACAUAGCCUAGAUUUUAUGCUUAUUAUGUGGUUGUAAAAGCUUAGGUUGUUCGUGACUGAAUUGCAUUCAAAUUAUUUUUCAAAGAUAUAUGUCAAAAGACUUCAUUCUCAAUUGAGGAAAAAGGAAACCUCCCCAUCUGAUUUUCUUGCUGUAUAAUUUCAACGUAUCCACUUUUUUUGUUUUAUGUGGGCAAUGGAACAUUUUUCUCACAUCUUGAUGAAUUCCCUGGGCCUGAUUUGCUGGUUACAAAAGAAUUAGAAUAACUUUACUUGCCUAUACCCCUUUAAGUUUGAACCCUGCAGUAUUUAGUAAUCCUAUAAAAUUAAUUUCUUGCAUUUUAAUUACAUCUUUUAAAGCGGUCAAACUUAGAACAGAAAAGAACUCCAAAGAAGAUUGUGAUAUUAUUACUAAAGAAGCAGAGAAAUACCGUGCCUUUAAAAAAAAUCCAGUAAUUCUCUAUCAUUUGUGAAGAAAAAUCACCCGCAAAACAUUUUGAACCGUGUCUGCAGACCUGUGGAAAAGCCCUGCGAAUAUUGUUUUCAACUAGAUAUGAAUGUCACAAAGGAAAUGUUAAUGAAGUGUUAAUAGUGUAGUUCUUCAUUGCCGUUUGACAAUAACACCAUUCCAAAAGUCCAAAAGUGUGAAAA